AUGUGGGGCCCGCAACCGGCUUGUCCCGCCGGCGUCGAUGACUCUCUCGGCCCGUGGGCCGGAGACGAGUGCCGGGGCGGCUUCGACUUUACGCUGCUGUUCGAGGAGGCCGUUCUCGCGGUUCCCCUGCAUUGUCUGCUGCUGCUGGUCCUUCCCGCCUGCGCCCUGCGCCUCGCCGGGGCCGAUGUCAAGGUCGUUGCCAGCACCCAGCGUGCUCUCAAAGCUGUUCCCCUCAACCUUGCUCUACUCGUUCUCUGGGCCACCACUUCGUCUGCCGCCAUCACGCACACCCGAGCAACGAUUCCAGCUGCUGUUCUAGGUCUGCUCGCCUCGCUGGGAGUCGGCUUGCUAUCAUGGCUCGAACACGACCGGUCCGUGAGGCCGUCCUUCGUCCUCUCGACGUACCUCUUUCUGUCCGUCUUGCUGGACACCGCCCGUGCUCGCACUCUGUGGAUGCUUGGCCCGAACCAGACCAUCCCGGCCAUCUUCACCUGCACGCUGGCCUUGAGGGCCGUGAUGAUCCUGCUUGAGUCGACCGAGAAGCGCCGCAUCCUGGUCCCGCAGCACAAAGGAUAUUCCAAGGAAGUGACCAGCGGCACCUUCAACCGCUCCGUCUUUUUCUGGCUGACGUCACUCUUCAUCAACGGGUACAGAAACAUCCUCAAGCUAGAAGACCUGUACCCCCUCGACCCGAAGCUGGCUUCCGAGCCGCUCUACAAGAAACUCGCGGACGCGUGGGACCAAGUCCCCGACAAGACCAGGCCCGGCGCUCUGUUCAGCACCUGGCUCCGCGUGUUCGCGGGACCCAUGUCCGCGGCCGUCGUUCCGAAACUCUUCCAGAUCAGCUUCAACUACGCACAGCCGCUGCUCAUCCAGCAGGCCAUCGAGCUCGCCGGCCUGCCCCAGACCCGGGAAUACCGCAAUCGCGGUUUUGGCUUGAUAGGCGCUUACGUCCUCGUCUACACCGGUAUUGCAGUUUCGACGGGCCAGUAUGAGUGGCGGACGCAUCGUACGGCCGCCAUGCUGAGGGGCAGCACCACCGCCCUCAUCUAUCAGAAGGCGCUGCGUUUGGAUUUGACUUCGCCCAACGUCAGCCCUGCGGGUGCGCUGACGUUGGUCGGGACCGAUAGCGAGCAGAUCAGCCAGGGCGUCAACCAGCUACACGAGAUAUGGGGUGGUCUCGUCGAGAUCGGCAUCGGCAUCUACUUGAUCUACAGGCAGCUUGGCGCCGCGUGUGCCAUGCCAGUCGCUCUCGUGUUUGCCACCAUAAUCUUGAUGGGAUUCUUGGCAGUUCCUACGGGUAAAGCAUCCGCGCAAUGGAUCAAGGCUUCGCAGGACCGGGUCACGACGACCUCCAAGACCCUCGGCAGCAUCAAGUGGCUCAAGGUAUCCGGCCUCAAUGAUGUGGCAUUCUCCGUCAUACAGAACCUCCGCAGCACCGAGUUGGUCGUGUCCAAGAGGUACAGAGUCCUCCUUGGCAUCUCCAUGAUGUUGAUGAUUUGCACCCCGAUAUGGUCUCCGAUCCUCACGCUCGGCACAUUUGCGGGAAUCGCCUCUGGAUCGGACGAUGUCUUGACAAUCUCCAAAGCCUUCACGGCCAUUUCCAUCUUGACACUGGUGAACCAGCCUCUGGCGGGCAUCAUCAUGGCUCUGCCCAUCACGGCGACUGCGGUCACUUCUUUCCAGCGCAUCCAGGACUUCCUGAACGGAAAGGAGAGGGCCGACACCAGAGUGGCCACAAUAAGCGAGAAGAGGCGCUCGAAACCUCUCAUAACUCCAGAGACCUCAAUGAAAAUUUCCCCGCCGAUUCAGGACGUUGAGCUCGCAGAGGUCUGUAAAUCCGAAACACGCAGUGAAAGCCUCCCACAGAACGUCGUCGCCUCCGUGAAGGGGUCCUUUUCUUGGUCUGACGAUGCCAAACCUGUCAUUGACAUUGAAUCUUGGAGCAUUAGACGUCGGGCGUUCACGUUAGUUCUGGGGCCCGUUGGGUGCGGCAAGUCGACGCUACUCAAAGCUCUCCUAGGUGAACUUUCGUCUUUCAGGGGUAUCAUCCGUACCAACUUCUCAGGGGCUACCUACUGCGGUCAAUCGGCCUGGAUUCCAAACGCUACGGUGCGUGAUAUCGUCAUCGGCCACGGCGCCUUUGACGAGUCUUGGUACAGGAGAGUGAUUACUGCAUGUGCCCUCGAACAGGACAUCGCGAGCUGGCCAAAUGGCGACGGAACAGUAGCUGGGACGAAGGGCAUCUCCAUGAGCGGGGGUCAGAAGCAUCGCUUGGCCAUUGCCAGAGCUUUGUAUGCACGCCAAGAGCUUCUUCUACUUGAUGAUGUCUUUAGCGGUCUUGACUCUGGCACAGAGGAAAUCGUGUUCGGCAACCUACUUGGUAGCAACGGCUUGCUUCGUAACAAUGACACGACCGUCAUCCUAGUCUCAUCAGACUAUACAUCUGGUCUGGGGAAUGAAAAGCCCCCCGAGGCGGUCAUCAACGCGCUGGAGAAACAGGCGGAUGCAACCCGUCAACUCGGCGACUGGGCCAUGUACAGCUUCUAUGCCAAAGCGGCGGGAUGGUUUAGCCUGUCAAUGUUUGCCGGCUUUAUGGUCGUGUUUGCAUUCUUCGACUCCUUCCCCGACAUCUGGCUCAAAUGGUGGACAGAGGCAAACGAACAGAGACCCAACCAAGAUCUCGGCAAGUGGGUGGGCGUUUACGCCGCUCUCGGCGUGGGAUCGAUUGUCUCGUUCUUUAUCAGUAUAUGGUUUCUCUUCAUCAUCAUCAUAAACCACUCUGGCGUCUACUUCCACAGCGUUCUUCUGGAGACUACAUCACGCGCUCCCAUGACAUUCCACAGCUCCGUCGACAGCGGCGUCACCGUCAACCGCUUCAGCCAAGACCUCCAGCUCAUCGACAUGGAGCUCCCCGCCGCCGCUCUCGGCGUCGCCGUCGGCGUCGUCUUCGGCAUCGCCCGCUUCGUCAUGAUGUCCGUGUCCUCCCGCUACAUGGCCGUCAUCCUCCCCUUCCUCGUCCCCGCCUUCUACGCGCUCCAGCACUUCUACCUGCGCACCUCCCGCCAGAUGCGCCUUCUCGAUAUUGAGCACAAGGCGCCCCUCUACACGCAGCUAAUCGAAACUCUGGAGGGUCUCGCUACCAUCAGAGCAUUCAAAUGGGAAGACGCUUUCGAGGCGGCUAAUAUGCAUCGCCUGGAUGACUCGCAGCGGCCCAGCUAUCUCCUCAGCUGCCUCCAGCGAUGGCUGACUUUCGCUGUGGACAUGACUAUUACAGUCAUCGCUUUGAUCCUGAUCGUCCUCGUGACUACUCUCCGAGAGCAGAUCGGGCCUGCGUUCAUCGGUAUUGCUUUGAACAAUGUUCUCUCCUUCAGCGGCGUGAUCAAGGCGCUGAUUACGUCUUGGGUUAUGCUCGAGGUGUCGCUGGGUGCGGUGGCUAGGGUGAGGAACUUUGCUACCAACACGAAGCCUGAGGGUGCCUCGCAUGAGCUCCGUGAGCCGGAUGGAGAGUGGCCUGGUCACGGGGCUGUCGAGCUUCGGGAUGUUACUGCAUCGUAUUUGUCAGGGGGCGCCGUUCUCAAAGGCAUCUCCAUGUCUAUUGAACCUGGACAAAAAGUCGCCAUUUGUGGACGAACCGGCAGCGGCAAAAGUUCCAUAGUGCUGUCCCUCCUCCGCAUGCUCGAUCUAGACGGCGGUUCCAUCAUCAUCGACGGCAUCGACCUGUCCACCCUUCCCCACGAAUACGUACGCUCCCAUCUCGUCGCCGUGCCGCAGGAGUCGUACAUCUUCGAUGGCAGCGUGCGGCUCAAUAUCGACCCGACCGAGACCGUGCCAGACUCUGAUGUCAUCGAGGCCCUCGAGAAGGUGCAGCUCUGGGGCAAGGUCGAGGAACGAGGCGGCCUCGAUUCCCUAAUUGACGACAAAUUCUUUUCGCAGGGCGAGGCGCAGCUUUUGGUCUUUGCCAGAGCCAUGCUGCGGAAGGGCAAGGUCCUGAUUCUCGAUGAGAUCACGAGCAGUUUGAAUGACGAGUCAAGUCACGUCAUUGAUGAAGUCUUGCGAUCCUGGUUCCAGGACUGGACCAUCAUCGCCAUCGCACACAAACUGGAAUCCAUUGUGGACUUUGACAGAGUUGCGGUCGUUGAUGCCGGUGAACUGAUCGAGUAUGGCAGACCGAAAGAGCUCCUUGGGAGGAAUUCGGCGUUCAAGGCUUUGUAUGAGCGCUCAUCUACUACGUCUGACUGA
Messenger RNA from Colletotrichum chrysophilum, 4242 nucleotides. RefSeq lists its product as uncharacterized. Gene Ontology annotation, cellular component: membrane. Lineage: Eukaryota; Fungi; Ascomycota; Sordariomycetes; Glomerellales; Glomerellaceae. Gene Ontology annotation, biological process: transmembrane transport. The coding region runs from base 1 to 4242 and encodes 1413 amino acids. The record is from RefSeq and is a predicted model, not a curated record. Gene Ontology annotation, molecular function: ATP hydrolysis activity; ABC-type transporter activity; ATP binding. The transcript has 14 exons.